Molecule: messenger RNA, 1751 nt
Organism: Moneuplotes crassus
Lineage: Eukaryota; Ciliophora; Spirotrichea; Euplotida; Euplotidae
Source: the annotation of a GenBank genome assembly
UAAUUCAGAUUUUGAGACGAGAGUAAGAUGGUGCGAUUGUCAUAUCUAAUUAGUUAUCUCUUCUAAAAACUCCUCAUAGUUUCAUGAAAAACAACUCAAACAGUUUUGAUAGCAGCUCUCAAAGUAACAAAUCCUCAAGUGGGUACGGAUCCAAGAAAAGGAACCUCAAAAGAAUAAGAAAGGAUCAAGAUGGCUCCAGAUUUGAAAAUUCGGAUAGUCUCAAAGAAAAAGAAGCUUACAAGAAGUACGAAGGGAUGGAAGAAAUGAAAACCUCCAUACGAAGUGAGCAGAGGAUAGGUUCUGCCAAAACGUCUUAUCCUGAAAUUUCUAGCUUCGAUAAUCAUUUUCAGAGAGAAAAAGAACCAAGUAGUUCGCAAAGAAAAAAAUUUAGGAGGAUGAUCAACAGCGAAGAGGAAGAAGAUCAUCGAUCUAACUCCUCUUCCAAGGUCAAAUAUAAUAGAGUCAAAGUUAAGAAAAUUGAUGAUGAAGAAAUAUAUCAUGAUAUUGUCAGCCUGCUUCAGACUGACGAGAGGGUCAGAUCUAUCAUAAAAAGCGAGAGGUCGAACUACAGGAAAUUAAAAUACGAAUAUAACAAAAAGAGGCAUUUUAUGGGGACUUCUCUGAUUAAUAAUGAUCAGUAUAAAGAAGAAGAGCAGGCGGGAUAUCAUGAAAUAGUUGAUAGCAUGCUCGAAAAAUUUGAAAGUUUACAACUUCAAGGGUUCGAAACGCUGAAAAAGAUGCAUAUCAAAUAUUUAGAAGACAAAAUUAAGAAAGGAGACAAACACGUUGAUUAUGAAACAAUAGAGAGAAUCAAAUUAAUGAAUGUUGACGAAUGGGAGAAAAGUCUAACCGAUAAAGAAAAACGGAAGAUAAAAUAAAAGGAACCAAGACCAGAAGAGGAUCAUAAAAAGGCUACUAGAGUCAGACAUUGGCUUAGUUGAUGAAUUUGAGAUAUAAGCGAGCCUACCAACCAAUCUUUUACUGCUCUAAGACCCAUAAACGGACCUCCUAUCGGAGGAGAUCAUCAUAGUCCACCACCUAUUAGCUUCAGUCCUCCUUUUCAUCCCCCAAUCCCUCAUCAUUACCCUCCAGUGCCUGACUUUGAUCGUAAUGAUAAUUUUGGGAUGCAGUUCAAAGAAGCUUUUCAUGACCCUCACAAGCCUUUCUUCAAUAAGGGAAUGCCACAUGUAAUAUUAGAUGAAUGAAGCUACUCCAUUGACAAGAAGAAAGUCGAUUUUAUAUCUGAAAAGAUUCAUAAGUACUACGAUGAGAUACCUGAAGAAAUCAGAGAAAGCAUUUCGUUUGAAAAAGAAACAGAGAAACUAAGAGAUUCUACUGAGAGUUCUUCUCGUAAUAGAAGAGAGUCUCCUCAAUACAACUUUGACCUUCUCAACGAGAUGAGUGCCAAGAUAAAAUCGUGUGAUGAUAUAUCUAUUGAAGAUCUGCAGCUGCUCAUCUUCUUAGUCCAAUUAACCAUCAGUGAUAUGAAGAGUGUGGGCAGAGGAGGCAAAGGAUAUUCUCUUCAAGCAUAUGAACUUCGAAGGAGAGGGUUCAAAGUGAAUCCAAAAGAGCUCUUAGACUUCUUAGAAAAAUGAAGGAAUCGCUAAAUUAUAUCUCUUGUCAAUCCAAGACAUACAAUUCUAUCUUCUCAAGAUUAAGUCUCUUGCUCAGUUUGUGGGCUAGGGACUUUAUAGAGGGGAGGAGUUGCGUCAACUUUUGAUACAUAUAAACUUUCUGUUAAGAUAAUUAAC